Messenger RNA from Lymnaea stagnalis (great pond snail), 1051 nucleotides. The record is from the annotation of a GenBank genome assembly. NCBI's taxonomy places the organism in Eukaryota, Metazoa, Mollusca, Gastropoda, Lymnaeidae.
CAGCUCUGUGGUGGAGAAGAUUCUGACACUAUUAGUGGGGCAAGCUGCUGCAGCAUUGUUAGUGGGAGUUCCCUAGGAGAAAAAAUUUCUUUCUACUGUCGCAACAAUGCCUCGUUUGAAUCUGGCAGGGGAUAUGGAAAGAAUUCUCUGUCUACAAUCAUGUCAGACACGUGCGACCAAAGUUUAACCAUGUUGCCAAGAGGAAACGAAUGCUUGGAUGAAAUGAACAGCUGGUCAAAAAUGAUACGGCCUUGUUCAGUCCCCCUGGAUAGAAUAGACACACAGUCUGCCAAAGGUAUAGUAGUUGUCAGGUAGUUAGGGGCAGGAAAUGCUAGCGAUAAAGUACACACAUGUCAGAUGAAUCUUUACCAACAAUAAAAAAAAUCAUAUGGAGAGCAUAAGUGAAUAGGACAUUCUAGGGACAAGCGAUUGUUGAUUCCGUCUCGUAAAGCAGCACUAUACAUUAUUAUGAUUCAACCUUUGAAAUCUGGGUCAAUUUUUAAUCCAUAUAUGUACAUGUCAUCAGGUAAAUGAUUUAUCAAUAUUUGUAAAAAAAAUUUCUUUAACAGACAAUUAUGGCACUCUGGACAAACAAGCUAUAAAAUCAGCAGAGGCCUUGCAUCUGAUGGAGAGGAACUUUGAGGACUCUGUAUCUGUCUGUCCCUCGGCAGUCAGUUCAGACGGUGGCAAAAAGAAAAAGAGGCGAACACGACAGGAGAGAGACAUUAGUGGGUUGAGGAGGUUGCGUCGUCAGCAUAUCUUUUUCUCCUCAUCAUCUGAUGAAGCUCAGAAGUCAGCGGAGCCUGACAGAGAGGUCAAAGUGCAAACAGUUGCAUCUCCCACUAGAAAUGAUGAAAGGGUCUCUUCGUGCGAGAAGAACUGCAGUGAUAGGAGCACACCAGGGAAGGAGAGGUCAACCACAACUUUAGCGCCUGUGUCGGAUUUAGGAGUCUCGACGCCCACCAAAUCUGCAGUUGUGACUAUUGCAGCCUGUGAUUCAUCUACAAGUGUAGGCCUGGUUGAUUCAGAGGGGUCAGUAUACAGAAUAUAG